This is a messenger RNA of Cucurbita pepo subsp. pepo (vegetable marrow), 473 nucleotides long. NCBI's taxonomy places the organism in Eukaryota, Viridiplantae, Streptophyta, Magnoliopsida, Cucurbitales, Cucurbitaceae. The record is from RefSeq and is a predicted model, not a curated record.
AGCAUUCGCGACGGCGUUUAUGAAGGAAGCGGCUAUGUUGAACUUCACGUUGGCGAAUGCGGUGGAGCCGUUCGGCGUGUGCUUUGAGGGGAGCAGCGUUGCGAUGACGGCGGCGGGACCGAGGGCGCCGGUGGUGUAUUUGGAAAUGGAGAAGGGGAAAGUGGUGUGGAAAUUGGGGGGAAGGAAUUCGAUGGUGAGGAUUAAGAAGCUGGGAGUGGAUUUGUGGUGCUUAGGAUAUGUUAAUGGCGGGGAGUUCCCGAGGACGCCGAUCGUGAUCGGAGGUCUGCAAAUGGAGGAUCAUUUGUUGCAGUUCGAUCUUGAAAAGCAUAGAUUUGGGUUUACUUCGUCGGCGUUGCUGCAAGGGACUUCGUGUUCUAAGUUCAACUUCAGUUCUUCCGACAAUUUGUUAUAAUAAUAUGUUAGUGGAUAAUAGCCACUAAAAUAAAAUAAACCCAAAUCGAGAUUAAAUCGAA